Dicentrarchus labrax (European seabass) is the source of this 6543-nucleotide messenger RNA. It is a transcript of the gene sema5ba, whose product is annotated as sema domain, seven thrombospondin repeats (type 1 and type 1-like), transmembrane domain (TM) and short cytoplasmic domain, (semaphorin) 5Ba. Gene Ontology annotation, molecular function: semaphorin receptor binding; chemorepellent activity. The coding region runs from base 483 to 4037 and encodes 1184 amino acids. The transcript is spliced from 25 exons. Gene Ontology annotation, biological process: axon guidance; axon extension; semaphorin-plexin signaling pathway. The record is from RefSeq and is a predicted model, not a curated record. NCBI's taxonomy places the organism in Eukaryota, Metazoa, Chordata, Actinopteri, Moronidae.
CUGGCUGCUUUCGCUGUGGACGGACGCGCUGUUGCGACACUCUUCCAGCUCUCCGGGGGGUGUCCAUGCGUACUUCCGCCCCGUAGCCUACUGCGCUUGCAAAUCGGCCCCCACUCACUCGCCCCCCACACCCCAUCCCACCCCACCCACCCCGGUCCCUCCUCAACCCGUGGUAUCGUCCGACGCUCAAGGAGAAGGAGAGCGCAGUUGUUGGCUGCAGGUCGCUCGGAGAGUGACGCACACGGCGGCUGAGGACACAACACUAGAACCCGUCUCUAUUCUGUCUCUACUGCUCAGAGUGCGAGUCCGAUCCUCUGCUCAUCUCUGCUGGCAUUGUCGCCAACUUGGGGGAAUACAAACAUCUUCGAAGAAUCAGUUUGAAAAGGACAGACGGCCCUCUAAGCCCCCUCCCCACACCCCAGUGAUGCUUAGCUGCUAUAUCCCAGAGGCCCACCUUGGCAGUUAGAGGAGAGGUCGUCACCAUGACAGCGUCCUCGCAGGACUCCACUCCCUCGUCUAUGGCCGGCCUCUUCCUGCUCCUCCUCUUCCCAGCUGUCUUCACGCAGAACUCUGCUGUCCCGACGACCCCGACCACGUCAUUGUUUGACCCGCUGACACAACUGGAGUGCACGAAGAAAGAGCACCCAAAGGUUUCCAUCCAAGCGCUCAGUCCGUGGAUCUCCAGUUUUUCCCAUCCGGGCGUGAGAGACUACUCCCAGCUCACCCUUGACCUGACUAGGAAUGAGCUUAUUGUGGGUGCCAGAAACUACCUGUUCAGACUGGACCUCAGUAACAUGUCACUGAUACAGGCGACAGAAUGGGCACCGGACGAGGAUACCAGGAGGUCCUGUCAGAGCAAAGGCAAAACAGAGAUUGAAUGUCAGAACUACAUCAGAGUCCUGCUGGUGAACAAGACCGAGGUCAUGACCUGCGGAACCAAUGCUUUCCAGCCACUAUGUAUUACCAGAGAGGUGGGCAACAUGAGCAGCGUGCUGGAGCGUCUGAACGGUGUGGCACGCUGCCCAUACGACCCUCGUCACAACUCUACAGCAGUGGUGACGGAGAGCGGAGAGCUGUAUGCCGCCACCGUCAUCGACUUCUCCGGCCGUGACCCAGUCAUAUACCGCAGCCUCGGUGGCAUGCCGCCUCUACGGACUGCACAGUACAACUCGAAAUGGCUUAAUGAGCCCCACUUCAUCUCAGCCUACGACAUUGGCCUCUUCACCUUCUUCUUCCUGAGGGAGAACGCAGUGGAGCAUGACUGCGGCAAGACAGUCUACUCCCGAGUGGCGCGAGUCUGCAAGAACGACAUCGGCGGGCGAUUCCUCCUGGAGGACACCUGGACCACUUUCAUGAAGGCGAGGCUCAACUGUUCCCGCUCCGGGGAGAUCCCAUUCUACUACAAUGAGCUGCAGAGCACCUUCUACUUGCCUGAGCAAGACCUCAUCUACGGCAUCUUCACGACCAAUGUCAACAGUAUUGCAGCAUCUGCGGUCUGUGCCUUCAACCUGAGCGCCAUCACCCAGGCCUUCAACGGGCCCUUCCGCUCCCAGGAGAAUCCUCGCUCCACCUGGCUUCCUACGCCCAACCCCAUCCACAACUUCCAGUGUGGUACAAUAAAUGAUGAGGGUCCCAAUGAGGGUUUGACGGAGCGCAGCCUGCAGGACGCCCAGCGGCUCUAUCUGAUGAAUGACGUGGUCCAGCCAGAGUCUGUAGAUCCGCUGGUCAUGCAGGAUGACGUUCGCUUCUCCAACCUGGUCGUGGACAUUGUUCAGGGCAUGGACACCCUCUACCAUGUUAUGUACAUCAGCACAGAAUAUGGCACCAUCUUAAAGGCACUGGCUACUCCCAAUAAGAACCUACAAGGCUGUUACUUGGAGGAGAUGGAGCUUCUCCCAUCUGGGGUGCGAGAACCAAUCCUGAGCCUGCAGAUCCUGCACAGCGACAGGUCGCUCUUUGUUGGGCUCAACAAUCGAGUCCUGAAGAUCCCACUGGAAAGGUGCUCCACCUACAAAACUGAGACGCUGUGUUUGGAGGCGAGGGACCCCUACUGUGGCUGGGACUUCAGGCAGCGCAGAUGCACCACACUGGAGGACAGCUCCAAUAUGAGUCAGUGGAAGCAGAACAUCACUGUUUGUCCGCUGCGGAACCAAACCACCAAUGGUGGCUUCGGACCCUGGGCGCCAUGGCAACCGUGCAACAAUGAUGAUGGUGUGGAUGGUGUGAGCUCCUGUUUGUGUCGCUCCAGGUCUUGUGACAGCCCUGCCCCUCGAUGUGGAGGCAAAAACUGUGAGGGCCCCACCAUUGAAGUCUCCAACUGCUCGAGAAAUGGAGGCUGGACGCCCUGGUCGUCAUGGGGACAGUGCAGCACAACCUGUGGUACAGGCUUCGAGCUGCGCCAGCGUUCUUGUAACAACCCCUCACCCCGACAUGGUGGCCGUGUGUGUGUGGGGCCGAGCAGAGAUGAGAGGUUCUGCAAUGAAGGGGUGUCCUGUCCUCAGCCUAUCUUCUGGUCCCCGUGGGGCUCCUGGACAAAGUGUAGCACAGAAUGCGGGGGAGGUGUCCACUCCAGGGUCCGCACCUGUGAGAAUGGCAACAGCUGCCCAGGAUGUGCACUGGAGUAUAAAGCCUGUAACCUUGAGGCGUGUCCAGAGGUAAAGAGGAACACACCUUGGACUCCCUGGAUGCCCGUCAAUGUGACUCAGGGCGGAGCUCGUCAGGAGCAGAGGAUGCGCUACAUGUGCCGGGCCCACCUGUCUGAUCCCCACGAGCUGCAGAUCGGACGCAGGAAGGUGGAGACACGCUUCUGUCCCAAUGAUGGUACAGCAGCCUGCGAGACCGAUACACUUGUCGAGGAGCUCCUGAAGACACCGGUGGUGAGAGUGGCGGGUGCCGGCUGGUCAUCAUGGGAAACCUGGUCAAGCUGCUCACAGAGCUGUGCCAAAGGCUACCGCACUCGUCGGCGAACCUGCGCCGGACCAGAAGGGAAGAGCGCCCCCGUUGCAUGCCGUGGCUCACCUGUGGAGUACCAGGACUGCAACGUCCAGGCAUGUCCUGUGAAUGGUGCAUGGUCCUGCUGGUCGUCCUGGUCUCAGUGCUCAGUGGGUUGCGGCGGUGGUCAUUACCAACGCACACGCUCCUGUAACAGCCCUGCACCCGCCAAUGGAGGGGCCAUCUGCCUAGGACUACACACUGAAGAGGCCCUGUGUAACACACACACUUGUGAUGAUGGUUGUGCGGCAAGAAGGGAGCAGAUGGUGGAGACAGAGCAGCCUGUCCGUGAGCACCAGACUGAUAGGAAAGGUGGCUGGAUGGCCUGGUCGCUGUGGUCAGCCUGUGAUGAUUCAGGCUUGCAGAUGAGGAGUCGGGUGUGUGGUGCUCAGGGCAACACCCCCUGUGUGGGAAACAGCACUCAGCGCAGAGACUGCAAUGAAAUACCUGUCAUUCUCCCUGCAUCUGGUUUUGAUAAGGACCAACACUGUGGAGCAUUCACCUCCAUCCACCUAAUAGCCACCGGUGUUUCCUGUUUCCUUGGGGCGGGGCUGCUGUCCUUCUUGAUCUACGUCUAUUGUCAACGUGUCCAUAAGCCUUCGCAGGAGUCUGCCAUCAUUCACCCUACCACCCCAAACCACCUUAACUACAAGGGCAACACCACGCCAAAGAAUGAGAAGUACACGCCCAUGGAGUUCAAGUUCUCCAAAAUCAGCAACUGCAUCCGUCUGCAAGUGUCAAACUCUGGACAGGUGUCCCUCCCUGCUGCCUCUCUGACUGAUCAGAGCAGACACUCAACAAGAACAACCUGCUACCAGAUGAAAGAUCCAACUUCUACCCAACACCGCUCCAGCAGACAAACGUCUACACGACCACCUACUAUCCCACAGCGCUUGGCAAAUAUGACUACCAGCCCAAUUCCUCCCCCUCGCCAUGCAGGACCUACAACCACAGCAACAACAGCUGAGACACGCCCCACAACUGGCUCUCUGAACCCCCCUGGCACUGCCCCAAACGGACACCACCCCAAUACAAUGGUGACAUAACUGAACCGACAUGAACCGAAACAUUUCUCAGAGCUCGGACAGGUUCGCCAUCGCCCCUCUCCUCGCUCCCAUAGUCUCUUCCACAUGGUAGGGUUUGUUUCCUCAAGGGCGUUUCUGGAACUUUCCAUCAGGAGAUGUGGGUUUGGACAACAAGGCCCUGUGUCCUGGUGUAUUCAAGGACAACCAGCUGGGGGUGUGUUAUUGUAAGGCUCUGACUGGAUAUAGCAGUGUCAACUCAGAGCUUCAUGUGGGGAUCCUGUGGAAAACUCUAGCAGGACGAGUUAUGGGUUUUGACAGAUUGUUAUGACCAGAACACCUCAGCGCAGGUGCUGAGUCAAGCAUCCGCUAUUCCAGAGACAAACAUGAACAGAACAUAAAAUAUAUAUAUAUUACAUUCCUCUGGACCUGGGUCACCAUUUCACGCCUCUCUAUUACUAACCACAUUCUCAGCCUGUAAUGAACUUGUGAGUCCGUAGACAACAAAAGCACUGAGAACAACUGAGAUCAAACGGCGCAUAUUGUUAUGUCCAGAACGGCACAGAGCAGGAGAACAACAACAAAAGAGUAAACUAAAUGAAGUCGAUGAUGAAAUAAAUUAGAGAUCAAUAUCAGCUAGGUUGUUAGGGGCGGAUGCACGCCCUCCAUUGUUGGUAUUUCAUGUGACAGAAAAGAUAAGAACUUCAGAGUUGAUUUUCAGACAUUUGGAAGAGUCACAAAGCUACAUCAGCCUGAGUUGGAGAAAUAUUCAAUAAAUCUGCUUAUGAUCAGAGUCAGACAACUUUUGAGGACAAGAGCGUUUACUCAUAAAGUCAGAGCAAAGGGGGAUUGUGGGAAGCGUUCUGAACUGUAUAUAAAGCUUUGGGAAUGCCUUGGGUGCCUGUAUGCAAUGGAGGGCAGGGGCGAGAUUUGUUUUCUUUCUAUUUCUUCUGUUUGGUUUUUUUUCCCAAGAACAAUAAAGACUUCUGAAAGGGAAUUGAUUGAUUCUCCAAUUGAUUCUCUAAUGGAUGCAUCAAUUCUACUGAGUGCUAAAUAGCUCGGUGGUCAUAUCAAAUAUGGCCAGUGUGCUGAACAACUGGAUUGGGUUUUCUAUGAUGGUAGAAUAAGCUAGUAGACUGGCACUUGUUCUUUUUUUAAAUGUUUGUUUUUUAAGAUGAUAUUUGUUUUAUUCUCAGACGAGCCGUAGCAUAGGAGGAAAUAUUUUGUUAAAUAAGAUAUAGCUGAUUAAUUCUUGUUACUCUAAUUUCACACAUUCCUUUGUUUUCUUGAUUUGUCAGAAGUGUAGUAACCAUUGCAUCUUCACUACAUGAAAUGUUAACACAAAUAUAAAACACAAAAAAUUGUUGAUAUGGUUUUUACAAAGAAUGACUGUAACAAAAUAUCCAUUUGGCCCCGCUUUAAAAGAAAAGAAAACUACAUGAUGCUUGCUUAGAGGUUUGCCUGUGUGAAGAUCAAAAUGAGUGCAUGUGUGUGUGUGUGUGUGUGUGUGUGUGUGUGUGUGUGUGUGUGUGUGUGUGUGUGUGUGUGUGUAUGUGUGUACGUAUGUAAACACAUGUACUCUUAUCUUUGCGUGUCUGUAUGCCUGAAUGAGCAAAGGGGGGGUUGCUGUAUUUUGUACAAUGUAAAUGCUUUCAUACAUAAAACUAUAAAUGAGGAGGAUUUUCUUUGGUGCAUUUUUUUCCACAUUCUGUCGCUGACACUCCAGACGUUCUUUCUAUAUUUCAUGUAUGAGAUGUUAAUCAUUGUAAGUUAAAGCAUCGCACCUCUGGUUCCUGCGGAGUUGGAACGGACACUAUUUAUAGUCAAAGCUUGGUUUAUAAAGGGCAUUUUCACAGCUAUAUUUUAUUAUUAUUAUUAUUGCCUGAUCGAUGAAUGCUAACCCAGCAAUGCUUUUCAGUUCAGCUACUGUACAUGCACGAGAUGAGAGCUCUAUCUGUAUAUAGGAGCAACAGCCUUCUGCAGCCCAUUUAAUGACCCUGCAGAGGAUCGUGUAAAUGUAUCUGUAUAUUAUAUAGCUAACACUGUUUGUUUAAAAAAAGCCUUAUAGUUGUUUUAAAAAAGUGCAGCAGCUAAGUACACACCAACCAUGAGGUUUGUUUGGGGACAGAGCUCCACAAUGUGACCGACCGCCCAUGGCUUAUGACCUUUCCCAGCUGCUCAAACAUCUAAUUUCCAGAGACAUAUGAAUCCGGACUGAAAAAACUCAGCAUAGCACUGAUAAUAUCAGAGUAUCAAAUAUAAUAGGCUGCAAACAGUCAUAUAAAAAAUGUUGUUUUGACCUAACUAAGCCUCUAUUGGCCUGGUCUGCCGGUCAUUUGAUCAAUUUUGAGCUCUGUCCCCUGCGAUGUGAGGCUCUGUGCCCUUCUAUGCAACUUACCAGGUGUACUGUUAGACCUGUCAUGUAGACUGUAAUCACUGCCUUUUAGACACUGUGAAUUUUUUGGUACCCUAUAUUUUUGUAUAUUGUACAUUAUAAAAAGGAUAAUAAACCUUGAUGCCAACAUAACAA